Cryptosporidium muris RN66 is the source of this 2568-nucleotide messenger RNA. Its product is annotated as HEAT repeat family protein. The coding region runs from base 1 to 2568 and encodes 855 amino acids. The record is from RefSeq and is a predicted model, not a curated record. NCBI's taxonomy places the organism in Eukaryota, Apicomplexa, Conoidasida, Eucoccidiorida, Cryptosporidiidae. Gene Ontology annotation, biological process: protein phosphorylation. The transcript has a single exon. Gene Ontology annotation, molecular function: protein kinase activity; ATP binding.
AUGUUCUCAUCCCUAAUCUCUAAAUUUUUCAACGACUUACCAUCUAAUUUUGGUUAUAAUAUAGGUGAAAAGGUCGAAGAAUAUAUUCCAAGCUUAUGGGUACAUUAUAGAGGUUUUAAAAAGAAUAAAUUAGAUACUCCAUGUAGUAUUUUCAUAUAUGAUAAAUCAUCUAGUACAAAUCUUGAAUCUCUAAGAUUUCUUGAUAAAGAUACAAUAAGAAGAUUAGUAAAAACUCAGUUUCAAAGGUGUAGAAGUCUUAUACAUCCUUCAAUAAUAAAAGUUUAUGAUGCUAUAGAAGUUGAUAAUCAUUAUUAUAUAGUUACAGAACCAUGUAUAUCUUUAUAUUCAUUGUAUUUAUUUGGGAAAUUUGAAUUUAAAAUGACUGAUGAUAGUAAUAAUUCAAAGCCUUAUUAUAUAUGGUUUUCUAAAGACUGCACUUUUGGUAUUUAUGACAUAAUGAAAAGCUUAAAAUUUUUACAUAAUGAUGCAAAAUUAAUACAUGGAAAUAUUAAUCCAUUAAAUAUUUACAUAAAUUCACAAGGAUACUGGAAAUUAGGAGGUUUUGAAUAUUGUUUACCUUUACAUGAAGCCUCUUCAAACUAUAUUGAAGAUAUUAAGAAAUGGAAUAUUGCUUAUAAUGUAGUGGGAUGGAAAUUUCCAAAUAAUACAAGAAAUCCUAAAUGUUUAGAUAUGUGGUCUUUAGGAGCUCUUAUUUAUUGGUAUUUUGAUGUAUCUCAAAAUAUAAAACUAGAUGAAGAAUUAAAUAUAGAUAAAGGUGAUAAUUUCAUGAAAUCACUGAAAAAUAAUAAACCUAAUUUAAGAGAGAAUAUCUUGAAUUUACCUUAUACAAGAGAUAAUAUAUUAUCAUUAGAAAAGAAUAUACUUCCAUUAUGGAUUCAAGAUUGGGUAGGAGGGCUUUUAACUAGUAUAAAUACUGGAAUUGAAGUAUCUUUAAAUGAUGGUAUAACUUUAAUAUCACGCUCAUCACCUAUUGUUGAAUUAUUUAAUCAUUUAGAUGAAUUUCAAUUAAAGACAGACCCAGAACGAGUUACAUUUUGUUCUCAGUAUUUACAACAGCUUAUAUUGAGUAUUAGAUCAAAUACAGAUAUAUCUAUAAAUAUUAUUAUUGGUCAAAGAUUAUUGACAAAAUUACUGGAUACUUUCCCACAAUAUACAUCUAAUAUUUUUCCAAUAAUAAUUUCAAUUUUAAAUGAAUUUGAUAACAGAAAAUGUCCUGAAUUUUUACUAAAACCUUUUUUAUCAACUUUGAAUAACUUAUUAACCCAGAAUGAUAGAUCUAUUCGCUAUACAAUUCUUAAGAAUAUAUCAAGUUAUUACGAUUUUAUAGAAGUUGAUAUUCUUAUAAGUUGUAUUGAUCCAAUGGUAUUGGGAUUUCAUGAUACUAUGCAACUAAUUAGAGAGACAACACUUCAAAGUAUGAUUUAUAUUAUUCCAAAGCUUUUAUCAUGUAAUAAUAAUGAGACAGAAUCUAAAGAUAAUUCAACGUUACUAAAAUCAAGUAAAUCCUCAGAUUUUAUUGAUUCAAUAAAAGAAGGUUGGAAGAAGAAUAGUGCUGUGAUAUUUAAUACUUUUAGUACUGGAGAUCAAAUUCAAAUUGCAGUUAAUAAAUUAGUGAAUGCAAUGUUUACACUUGCUAAAGAUCCAGAAGUUAUAGUUCGAAGUAAUACAGCUAUUUGUUUUGCUAAAUUACUUUGUAUAUUGCCACAAGAAUAUCAUAUGGCUAUACUUAAUAAAGUUUACUUGACAGUAAUAAAGGAUAAUUAUCCAAUAUGUAGAAAAGCUGUAUUACAAGCCCUCAAUUCAACAGUUAUAUAUUAUCCUUGUAAUGUGAUUACUCAACUUAUUCUCCCUAAUGUAUCUAUAUAUGGAUUUAUUCAGGAUAAUUAUGAAAUAAUGCAGAUUACAGCGGAUUUAAUUAAACAUAUUGCUUUUAUUUUAAGUGAUUAUGUUAAAAAUAAAAAUGAAACUACAGAACUUAAUGAUAUAAAUAGUUUAGAAGCUGUUGAUGAUAAUAAUACUAGCAGUAAGGAUAUAAUAUUGGAUAAUACAGAGAAUUAUUGUGGAUUUGAAUAUUCCGGAUCAAAUGAAAAAUUACAUGAUAAAAUUAUUGAAAAUAAUAAAGAAAAAACAAAUGGAGUUGGUAGAAAUAAACUUAAUUAUAUAGGUAAUAUAGAUAGCUCACAAAAUUUGAAUUCAGAUAGCUGUUGGGAUGAUGAUUAUUUAUUUGAUUAUAUAGGGACAAAUGAAGCAAUAAAAUUAGGAACUACAGUAACAACUAUUUCAUCUAAUCUACUUAAUAAUAAUUUGAUAGAUAUUGAUUCUAGAAGGGAUGAAUCUCAAAGGGUUAUUAAUUUAAAUGUGGCUCAUAAUUCAACAAGAUCUGCAAAGCUUGAUGUAAGCAUAAAUAAUAAAAAUACUAUAAAAUUACAAAAUAAAAGUACAAUAGAUGCUAAUUUAAAGUUUAAUACUAUUAAUAAUAAUAAUAGUAAUUCAGUGAAUAUUAUCUUAAAUAAUGAUGAUUUUUGGAAGGAAUUUGAAGGAAUAUAA